Exophiala oligosperma is the source of this 645-nucleotide messenger RNA. RefSeq lists its product as uncharacterized. The coding region runs from base 1 to 645 and encodes 214 amino acids. The transcript is spliced from 2 exons. NCBI's taxonomy places the organism in Eukaryota, Fungi, Ascomycota, Eurotiomycetes, Chaetothyriales, Herpotrichiellaceae. The record is from RefSeq and is a predicted model, not a curated record.
AUGAGUCGUUUGUCUAUUUUCGGCCUGGAGACAAAGAUAGGCAUGGUAGGACCAGCACAUGCAAUGCUACCACUAAAAAUGCUUGAAAUCGGGACCAAGCUCAACGUGGAAGCCGAUCAAAGCCCGCCAUUGUCUUUGUCACAGCAUUGUGAGACCUCGACCAAGUCCAUGAGUUUGUACAUGAGCAGGUGGGAUGGUAUUGAGCGCGUUCUCAGGAAACUGGACGGCCUGGUUCCGACGAGUCGGCAACACGAUUUGACAUUUGUCGUAGCCGGGAUGAUCAGUCCGGGGCUCGUCAACGGACCUUCCUCAGACUCUCAGUCAUCCACCAAGGUUACAUGGUGCACUACCUUCAAAGAUCAUCUGACCUUGUACCUCUUGUUGACCGUUGCACUGAAUGCCUGUAUUGCCAAAGGCCAGCAGACAACGGCCGAAGACUUGCUGAACUCACCCUCAAAUUUGAAUCUCAGGAGAGACAGGGCAAACAUGUUGUUAGACUCGAAUUCAUGUAUCUUGUACCUUGUGGGAGAAACAACUCUCCCAGAGUCAGAGGUCUCCCGAACGUUGUCAGAAGGCAUCUUUCGCCGGAUGGUGGCAGCCCACAAAUCAGGAUACCUAGAUCACACACAGCAACGUACACUCUGA